UUGGAUACCAAAGUCCAAAUGGACUCCAUUGGAGUGAACAAAGUGUUGGAAGAACCUGCUACCAUGGAUACCAAAAGCCUCAAUCUUUUGGAUGGAAAAGGCACAUCGGAAUGUGAAAUUGCAGGGUCGGUGAAAUCCAGUCAAUCUUCUUUCUCCAACAAUCCUGAUCCCGGACAAAAGGGAGGACUGGAUCCGGUAUUUAAGUCCUUGGAGCGUAUAAAAGUUAGAGCUGAUAGAAAUCUGAGCUACCCUGAUGACGAUGAUGAUUCGAAAGCAGCUGAUGAAGCAAGUACCAGUUCCGAUUACUCUCCUCUUCCACCUCCUUUGCCGAAAACACCAUCGGAGUCUUGGCUUUGGCGUGCUCUGCCUUCGGCAAAAUCAUCUUCACAGUCUUACGAUGGCACUCGUUUUAAACCGGAAAAACAUUAACCUAAGCCAGCUGCUACUGAUGCCAAGUGGGAAACAAUUGUCAAAACUUCAAGCUUGCAUCAUGAUCACGUCCGCUAUUCCGAGGAACUAGUAACUCCCUUUUCCCAGAAAUCCAAAACUUAAGAAGA
This is a messenger RNA of Hibiscus syriacus, 557 nucleotides long. RefSeq lists its product as uncharacterized. The record is from RefSeq and is a predicted model, not a curated record. The transcript is spliced from 2 exons. Lineage: Eukaryota; Viridiplantae; Streptophyta; Magnoliopsida; Malvales; Malvaceae. The coding region runs from base 19 to 429 and encodes 136 amino acids.